Melanaphis sacchari is the source of this 1459-nucleotide messenger RNA. Its product is annotated as tektin-B1-like. The transcript has 6 exons. Bases 77 to 1291 code for a protein of 404 amino acids. Gene Ontology annotation, cellular component: microtubule cytoskeleton; nucleus. NCBI's taxonomy places the organism in Eukaryota, Metazoa, Arthropoda, Insecta, Hemiptera, Aphididae. The record is from RefSeq and is a predicted model, not a curated record. Gene Ontology annotation, biological process: cilium assembly; cilium movement involved in cell motility.
AGAUAUUUGGUUUUGUUUUAUUAUAUUUUCUGGGUAAACAAGUUUUUUGUUUGCAAUAUUUAAAGAAAAAAGAACUAUGUCUAUAGUUACCUUUGAGAAACCUGUGCCCAAAGUAGCAGAGUCUGAUUGGUAUUAUAAAAUAACUGAAUUAAAAGAAUCUUGUGACCAACACAGACAUUAUACGUUUGUAUUGGGAAAUGAAUCGCAAAAACUUAGGAAUGAUACAGAUGUCACUACUUAUUGGGGUACACAUAAUACCAAUUCUAAGAUCUUUGACAGACGCCUAGAAAUAACACGCUGGAAAUAUUUAAUUGAAUUAUGUUAUAAAAACUUGCAAAAAGAAAUAAAAGACUUGAAAAUUGAAAAAGAAAAAACUGAAAAAUUUAUUGAAUUUCUUGACUUGAACUUUACUGUUACAAAUCAUUGUUUGAGUAUAAGAGAUGAAAGGGGUGUUACAGAUUUGUGCCAUGAUAUUGCAUCUAUUGAAUUAAAAAAUGAACAAAACACUUUGGAAAAGCUUAAAAAUGUGUUAGUUGAAGUAUGCCAAAAUGCAUGGGAAAUGAUAAAUAAGUUGGAAGAGUUGGAAAUUUAUGUUGCUGAAGACUUAAAAAAAAAAAAUAACACUAUAAAUAUAGAUAGCAAGUUAUUAGAAAUGACAAAUGAUUCAAAUAAUAUUUCGCUCAAACCAGAUUCACUAAGAGUUCUAAAAGAUUUCAAUACAUAUGAAAAAUGGCUUCAACAAUGCAAUGAUGUAAAACAAAGAAUUGAAAAUGAUAUAAUUAGUUCAAAAAAAUUGCGCGAAACUAUGUUUGUACCUCAAAAUAAAACAAUAAAUGAUCUGUUAGCUCAAAAUGACAAAGUAAAUUAUAGUCUCAGAAGACGAAUUUAUGAUACAGAAAGGAUUAAAAGUGAAUUAGAAUGGCAAAAAUGGAAUAUGUUAACAGACAAGGAUACAUUUUUGAAAGAAAUUGAAAAUUUAGAAAACGCUUUGUACAGAAAACUGAAUCCUAAAAUGUUAGUUGAGACACGGUGCGAAGAAAGAUUGUAUAGAGCUGGUAUUGAACUAUGCCUUGAUAAAACUACUAUUGGAUUGCAUAAAGAACAUUUUCAACUCAAUAAUACCACUAAAAUGUUGAAUGAUAAGCUAAAUCAAGCAAAGGCUAUGCAUAAUGUUCUUAUUGAACAAAUAAAUGUGCUUGAUGAGCAAUUAAAAAAUAAGACUCAUGCAUUAAAUGUUGACCAGAAAUGUCUACAGUAUAGAGUACAAUUGGACAACCGGAAUUGUAGCUAAUCGUCUAAUCAAUUUUUUUUUUUUGCUAACAGGAUAAAAUAUUAUUGACAUUUUAGACCUUGAGAAAAUCACAAAAAAAAAAAAAAUGAUAAAAUAUUAUCAGAGCACAUAUUUUUGGACAAUUUCAUUUUUGGGUAAACUCACAACUGUUUUUUUUUUCUAGUUGCA